This is a messenger RNA of Aspergillus steynii IBT 23096, 2502 nucleotides long. RefSeq names its product putative C6 finger domain protein. The record is from RefSeq and is a predicted model, not a curated record. The transcript has 7 exons. Gene Ontology annotation, biological process: DNA-templated transcription; regulation of DNA-templated transcription. Gene Ontology annotation, molecular function: DNA-binding transcription factor activity, RNA polymerase II-specific; DNA binding; zinc ion binding. Lineage: Eukaryota; Fungi; Ascomycota; Eurotiomycetes; Eurotiales; Aspergillaceae. Bases 239 to 2353 code for a protein of 704 amino acids.
CGGCGGGCGCGCAGCCGAGGAACCCGCCCAGGCGGCAGGUGAUUGGCUGGAAGGCCCCACCGCCAUCAGAGCCAAUCAGCGAGAGGGACGGGAUGACACAUCCGCGGAUGGAUUCAUUUCCUCUCGGCGCUUCACUUCAUAAAAUGCAUACUCCGGACAGGCAUGCAACAUCCAACCAGAAUGCCGGCCUACACAGACCCCUCUUGAUCCUCUAGCAGCUCACCACCAACCAUGCACCAUGAGCAAGCGUUCCUACGGAGAGUCAUUAUCCCAAGGUGGCUCUCAGCCGCCCGAGCAUAUCGAUAACAAUCAUAUGCUGCCCAUCAACGACCUCCUGUCCCCCGAUCAGGACCAGCAAUCCGCCUCGUCAUCUAAGAAACCCCGUAAUUUCAUCGCCACUGUGGCUUGUGAAACAUGCCGACUCAAAAAGACCCGAUGUGACGAAUCCAGACCAAAAUGUGGCUUGUGCAAAGCUCUUGGUCUGGAGUGUGUCUACAAUGAGCGGAAAUCCUCGAAACGAGACCAUUCCCUGAGCUUGAUUAUGAGCACUCUCCAUCGGCUAGAGACCAAGCUCGAAAAUCUCCCGUUGGCAAUUAGUCAUGACCUCCAGUCCCUCCAGGGACAGAUGCUUCAUGCUCUUGACGAUCCUGUAGAAAUCGCAACCCCAGGACGCGGGAACCAAAAGGCCAGUAAGCAAGCAUCGUUGGCGCAUCCGGUAACGCAGGACCUCACGCCCGAUGCCGGGGAACCUGAUGACUUUGAGUUCGAUGAGCGUGCAAAUGCGACCAACCCGCUGGGCCAGAUUUCGAUCUCCUUUAGCCAACACGGUGUCAUCCUUUGGCCGGGGGCCCGGGAGAUUCUUCCAACAAGACUUCUCGAAGCCCAUGAACGAUUGGGGAAAAACUAUGUGAUAGAGACUGAAAUGAAGCGGCCCCAGCUACCCAUGUACAUCUCCUCAUUCCCGCAACAGGCCGGGAAUGACUGGUUAGAGGCGCUUCCGCUCGCGAUGGUCAAAGGCCUGUCCGAUGCGUUUUUCUCGACCUUCAACCCUUUCACCCCCAUCAUGGAUAAGAACUUCUACUUUGCACUGACCCUUGGGGCUGCCAUUGAGGACGGUUUUGGCUAUACAAUGGAGAGCUGCCUCGUUCUCAAUGUUAUGGCCCUAGGGUGCCUUGCUGUUCAGGCCCACAGGGAAGGUAACUAUCCGUUGCCAGGCUCCCGAAGUGGUCAAUUCGACCCCCCAGAGUGGUUGGAUGUAAUUUACGAGGAUCCGCCGGGACUGCGCUUCUUCAAUGAAGCUCGCCGCCGUAUCGGCUUUUUGAUGUGCACUAAUGAUAUCCAAAGCUGCCAGUUCUACCUUUUGUCGUCUGUUUACUACAGCCAGAUCCUUCGGGUUAUGGAUUCGUGGGCUAUGCUUCACCGCGCAGCUACUUGCUGCCUAUCAAUGCUAACCAACCAUGAUGUCAAUUUCAACGAAUGGGAGGGCGACAUGAAGUCGCGCGUCUACUGGAACUGCGUUAUGAAUGAGACCAUUCUCGUGCAAGAAUUACAUCUCCCCCCAAGCGGACUUGCUCGGCUAGAGGAAUUCGUGCCUAUUCCAAAGUUCAUCAGUUUCGAAACCGUCGGCCUUGGACCUUCCAGGGCAUCUUCCACGGAUGAGAUCGACGACUCCUUUUUCCAAUAUCACUUCCUCGCGCAGGUCGCUCACCGUAUUAUCUUGACCCGUAUCCGGCAUUCCUUAUACUUCUACUCCGACUCGGGAACAUUCCCACUUCCUGCAAUCAACGCAGAGCUUCACCACCAACUGGAUCAAUGGCGUCUCAACCUGCCCCCGGCGCUUCAGUUCUCUGACACUCUCCCAACCACGCCGACGGCUGAAACCCCUGCCGCUCCGUCCCCAUCCCCCAUAUCGCCCCAUCCUUUCAACCUCAACCGUCCUCUAUCACCGGCCGUCGCCGUGUCGGAGGCCAUGCUCCGCGGUCGGUACAAGAUCGCCAAAUUCCACAUCGGUCGUCCAUAUCUGUACAAAGCUCUCCGCAUCCCGGGCUCGCUCUCCGACGACGAUCUCGAUCAAAUGCGCAGCGGCCUCCGCAACGCCAUGGACUGGCCCGUAGUCGGAGGUCUCUUUCGAUCCAUGAAAAGUUGCAUCCCAAUCAGAUUCGCCUUUUGCUCCCAGUUCUUCGGCCAGAUUCUUCUCUUUUACUGUAUUUCCCACUCUUCGGAUCCCCGACUGCGGAGCACUUUGCCUACGGGCUGGGAACGAUGGAAUCACGAAAUGUUGCGCUUCCUGGAAGACUGCGCGCUUUACAGCCCGGCCGUUGCGAAAGAUCUGGAGCUUUUGCGACUCCUGUGAUGAAGGAUUGGUUUCUGGUUGGUUUGGACCGCUCACCUCCUGAAUGUUUCUCAUGUCCGGGUUUCGAAUGAGUAUCAACAUGUAUUGUACGAUAAGAUUUCGCUAUGAUUAAUGUAAACGUCUUCAAUGAUGAGGUAAGAGGAGUUCAG